This is a messenger RNA of Apis laboriosa (Himalayan honeybee), 4115 nucleotides long. It is a transcript of the gene mute, whose product is annotated as GON-4-like protein. The transcript has 12 exons. Gene Ontology annotation, cellular component: nucleus. Lineage: Eukaryota; Metazoa; Arthropoda; Insecta; Hymenoptera; Apidae. Gene Ontology annotation, biological process: regulation of DNA-templated transcription. Gene Ontology annotation, molecular function: transcription coregulator activity. The coding region runs from base 168 to 3683 and encodes 1171 amino acids. The record is from RefSeq and is a predicted model, not a curated record.
CUCAAUCACAGUAUAAAAAUGAUAAUGUAUAAUAUAAUGCAGCAUUUUAAUAAUAAUAAUUUAUUGUGGAAUAAUUUUAAUAUUUAUAUAAUCUAAGCAUAUCGAUUAAUGUUUAACAUAUAAUUUGUGAAACGUGAUUUUGCUAAGAAUAUGUUAUAACUAUUAAUAUGUGUGAUUGGGAUUGUGAAGUAGAUGAAGAUUGGGUGAAUUUUUUAAAGGAAUUCACUCAACCAUUAACUCAAGAACCUAUAGUGGAAGAUGAUCCAGAAGCAGAUCCAGAAUAUAAUGUUUCAGAUGAUGAAGAAACAGAAUUUUUGGAUAAAGAAGAGUUACGAGCUGAUAAAGCUGUAAAAGUUUCACGCAAGGAAUUAAAUGAUUUGAUUGCAGAAUUAUUUGAGUUUACAGAUACAUAUUCUAAACAAGAACAAGAAAGUUCAAAAAAGAAAAAAUCUUUAGAAAAUACAAAUUUUCCACAAAUACAAAUUGGAAAUGAUAUUGUGAAUGAAUCUGUAACAGAUAUAUUAUCUACUUACAAAGAAACUGACCAUUCCAAUUUAAUAAAUCCAAAUCAAAAAGAAUUAUUAGCAGUUCAAUUUCGUCAACAUGUUCAAUUAAUGGUGCAACAUUUUGCUAUGACAUAUAUGCAUCCAGAUUUACAUUCUCAAUCACAAACAUGUAAACAAAAUUUAAAUAGUAUAAAAUAUUUAAGUAAUGGACCUAAUUCUGCAUUUAAUGUGAUAAAUUUACCAGAUGCUUUAAAAUUAAUAUUUGAUUGGGAAAAAAAAUUUUUGGAUAAUGAAUUUUCUGAAGAUUUUAAAAAGGCUCUUAUAGAUGAAGAUCCAAUAAAGAAAAUAUAUCUUGUGCAAAAACAUAAAGGUGCAUCUAUUUUUCAUCCAGAAUUAAAAAAACUAUUUAUGGAAAGUAAAGCUUUAAUGUAUCCACAACUUUUACCUGAAAUACCAUUUAGACCUGAAUCAAUUAAAUUUGUACGACUUCCAUAUUUAAAAUCUGAAGAAAAUUUAAUUGCAUUAGGUUUGGAACAGUUUCUUCCUUUUGUUGCAUCUAAACCAAGAAAAUUUAAGAGUAAAAAACUUCAAUUAAUUGAUGCAGUACAAUUAAUUAUUCAAUAUUUAAUACCAUGUAGAGAACCUCAUGGAUUAAUAUAUCAUAUUCGAAAACGUCGAUGCGCAAAACAUGCAAAUCCAAUAAAACAUUACUUCGAAAAAGGUUCUGCUCCAAGAACAAUACAUUACAUUACAUUGGAAUGUGAUCUCAAAGCUCCCAAAGAUCAAUCAAUAAAUCUAUUACCUUCAGUAUGGCAGACUUAUCUUAGUAAUAUACACACAGAACAAAAAGUUGAUGUAUUAAAACGAAAAUAUAUACUUAAUUCACAUAAUGAUGUUAUAAAAAAAGAUUGUUUUACAAAUGGAAAUAGAAAUCAUAUUUCUAAUACUGUUCUCUUAUACAAUUCAUCUAUUAAUAUAUUACCAAAAAUAUUACCUGCAAAUCAGAAGAUAAGUAAAAAUAUAUCAAAAGACAAUUUGUGUUUAAAUGAAAAUUCUAAUUCUAAAAUUUUGAAAAAUAUUUCAAAUAAUGGAACUAAUAUUGAAUUACAUAAUAUACAUACAUUAAAUAAAGAGCGCAACAAUUCUUUAAAAAUCAUGACAUCACAAGAAAAAAAAGAGAAAAAGAUAGAUGGAAAUGAAUUUAAAAAAAUUCAAAAUGAUACAAAUCUUAUAUCAACACACUCGAAGUUUCGUAAAAAAUCUUCUGAAAUAGUACAAGAAUUACCACAAUUACGAAAAACUACACCUAGAUUAGCAAAAACAAGAAGUGCUCAAAACAUGAAAUUAAUGGCUCAAGUUUUAGGACCAAAAGCUUUAUCAUCUAAUAAUAAUACUUUAAAGUCUAGAGAAAAAAAUGAAAUAGAUACAAAUUUAGAAAAAAUAUCAACUUUACCUAAGAUAGAUAAUGAAGAUGAAAUAGCAGAAUUAAUGUUAGCUAGUACAACAAUUAAGAAAGAUUCUAUUAGUAGAAAGAAAGCAAAAGAAGCUAGAGAAUUAGAAAAUAUUAAAAGACUUUUAGAAUCUGAAAAUCCAUUAAAUGAAGAAGAAAGAGGUUCAAAAUUUGCAGCAUCAUAUCUUCAAAAAUUACAUUUAACAUUAGAAUCUAAUAAUCCAGCAACAUUACGAUCUAUUAUAAAAUUAUAUUUAGAUUAUUAUGAAAAAUUAGAUAAUAUUAAUCAGAUGGAGAAUGAAUUAUCAUUUUCUAAUCGAUCAAGAUGUUCUCAAAAUGAACAAAUUAUGGAAAAAACUGCAAAAGAUAAAGAUACAAUAACUAUCAAUUUGUAUCAAGAUGUAUGUGAAAAAUUACGAGAAUAUCCUGAACUUUGUACGGAUUUUUUAUUGUUUUUAAAACCACAUCAAGCUGCAAUGAUAGAUAAGUCAGUGGAAUAUAUAAUGCUUCAAAAGAUGAACGAAUUUGUUAAUGUAGCUCAAAUAUAUUUUGCUAAACAACCUUCUCGAAUAGCAAAAAUGAUGCAAGCUAUUACACAGCUUUCAUCUGAUACACAGAUAACAUUAGAACAUAUUCAUGCAACUAUGGGCCCUAUACUUAAGGGACAUCCUUUAGUUAUGGAUUUAUUUUUACAAAUAUUACCUACUGCUAAACCACCAGACAGUUUAUUUGCAUCACAUAUGUUUGAAAAUUUAACAUGCCCAGUAGGACCACAUGAUAAAAGUAAAAUUUAUACUGAAGAUGCACCUGAAUUAUAUGAAAAUAUAGAAUUACCAGUGUUAUCACUUCAAGAAGAUCCUUAUGGUGGAGAAAAUUGCAAGUGCAAUUGUCACAAUGGUGAUGAAACCACUUGUAAGAAUAUUUCUGAACAUUGCAUUUCUUGUGGUACAAGGUUUCUAAAUGGAAAAAUUUAUCUUCAAACAUCUGAAGGCCUAAGACCUGCAAAAAUUAUUUUUCCUGGAGCUGAUGAAGAAAAAUUGGAAAAUAUUGCUCGUGUAUCUUUAAAAAUUACUGAUAAAUUUACUUCAUCUAUUUCAUCUAAACAACGAAGAAAAUCUUCGAAAAAUGAAUUUCAUAGUGAUGAACAAUCUUGUUUAUCAAAAAGUUUACCUAUUAAAGAAAAUGAAGAUGGAGAAAAGUUAAUUGUAAAAUCUAAAAAAACUAUAAAAUCUCCAUCAAAAUCAACAGAUCAGAAAAAAAAUUUAAAAAGAUCUGGAAAUGAAAUAAAUCACAUAAAGAAUAGAAAUACAAAAAAAAUACGCAUAUCCCAAUGUAAAAAUAAAAGAAAAAACAAAGUUGAUAAACUAGAAGCAAAAUUAGAAUAUGUAGAUUCAAAUGUUAAUCAUAUAAAAUCAAAUAAAUAUUUAUCUAUUGACUAUAAAAAUUCUGAUAAAAAAACAUUAGUGAAAAAUAUAGAAAUUGAAAUAUCGAAUGAUAAUAUAAGAAAAAUUGAUUCAAAUUGUGAAAUAAAAAAUAUUAAUUUAAAUACAAAUGUAAAUAUUAAAUCAUGGACACGACAAGAAGAUAUGAUUCUGUUACAAGCUAUUAAAAAAGAAUAUUCUGAAAAUUCACUUGCCAUGGUUAGUAAAAUAUUAGGGAAUCGUACAAUUGAUCAAGUUAAAGAAAGAUGUGAAACUCUUCUUUCUUUAUUAGAAAAAAUGAUGUAAUUGUAUUAGAAAAAAAGAAAUAUAUAUAUAUAUAGUUGUUUAUUGUUGAUAAGUUGAUAAGUUGGCAAUCAAAGCAAUAUAGAGAACAAAAAGAGUACUUUUUUCUUUUGCUACAAUGAUCUUAAGUUAUCAGUUCUUCAUAUAAGUAUUUAAAUGUAUAUACUUAUUGUAGUUAUUAUUGAUAAAUUGAAUAAAUCGAAAAUAAUAUGAUCUAAUUGAUUAAUUUCGAUAGAUCUAAAAUUCAUUCAUAAAAAUAUAUAUAUUGAUCGGAAGUCUUCAAAUAAAAUCAUACAAUAUUAAUUGUAUGUGAUGAGCAAUAGAGAAGUAUUAAAUGGAAAAUAUUCUCAUUCUGUCAUCUUGCUAAUCAACUUGUUAUUUUUGCGAUAUAUAUACAUGCGAUUAUUAUUAAAUCUCAUGUCAAAUUUUUACUGA